AUGACCCUUUCGCGAAGCCCUUCGCCUGUUCCCGGUGGUGGCUGGUCAAGUCCAGGCUUGAGCCUUGACAGCGGGAGGUCGACUCCAGCGAACGUGAGCGGUGGUCCUGUUGUAUGGGAAUCGGCCAAGAUGCGACCUCACAACUCUAGCACAUUUUCUUCGUUUUCGACUCAAAACAAGGGUUUCUUCAGCAGACACAUGCGACGACUAUCGAGCAGUCUUCCGCAGUUUAACGGGCAGCGUGAGACUUUGAAGGAAAAGCAUGCACGGGGGCCAAGAUGGAUUCGAAAGGUUCCACUCGCCGGUAGAAUACGAUCGAUUUAUGGGCGCAUGGGCAGAAGACUAAAGAUGGUUCUACUGUUCAUGCUGUUAGCGACACUCUGCUAUACCAUUUUCUACACAACCCCUCUUGUAUAUUACUGGAGAAGAUCGUUUGGUGGCGGCAACAAGUUUGUCAUUAUCUUGGGCGCAAAUGUUGGAGGUGGUGUCAUGGAGUGGAAGGGUGCCAGAGAAUGGGCUAUCGAGCGAGACAGCGUGCGAAACAAGCGAAAGUACGUCAACCGAUGGGGCUACGACUUGGAAAUUGUGGACAUGAGCACCAAGAAGAAGUAUGCGCACGAGUGGCGGGAGAGCUGGGAGAAAGUCGACUUUAUUCGGUCGACCUUGAGGAAGUAUCCCAAGGCUGAAUGGGUUUGGUGGCUGGACUUGAACACACUCGUCAUGGAGCCCUCAGUAUCACUUCAAGACCACAUCUUCAACCACCUGCAGACAAAAGUCGAGCGCGACAUCAACUACUUCAACCCUCGCAACAUAUCGCAUCCUUUCACCCAUCAUUAUCUGGAUGAGGUCUCGCGAAGCCCUGUUGGCGAUGCUAAGGCCAGCUCGAUCAAUAUGAUCAUGACACAGGAUUGCGCCGGCUUCAACCUCGGAUCCUUCUUCAUGCGGCGCAGCGACUGGACGGACAGACUGCUCGACGUUUGGUGGGAUCCUGUUACAUAUGAGCAGAAGCACAUGCAGUGGGAACACAAAGAGCAAGAUGCGCUGGAUCAGCUAUAUCAGACGCAACCAUGGGUGCGCAAGCAUGUCGGGUUCCUACAUCAGCGCAAGAUCAACAGUUUCCCACCGGGAGCUUGCAACCCCGAUGGCGGUCCCAAGGAUAAGCACAUCCACUAUGAGGAGAACCAGCGCGAUUUCCUGGUCAAUAUGGCAGGGUGCGAAUGGGGCCGAGACUGUUGGGGCGAGAUGUACUAUUACCGUGAGUUCAGUUACUGGCUCAACCGAAACCCAUGGGAGCGCUUUAAGGAGGAUCUCAUUGCGGUCAUAUGGUUCAAGCUCACCGGCAAGAAGGUCAAGUUGUGA
Molecule: messenger RNA, 1359 nt
Organism: Fusarium subglutinans
Lineage: Eukaryota; Fungi; Ascomycota; Sordariomycetes; Hypocreales; Nectriaceae
Product: mannan polymerase II complex MNN10 subunit
Exons: 3
Coding region: 1-1359 (452 amino acids)
Biological process (GO): protein N-linked glycosylation
Cellular component (GO): Golgi membrane
Molecular function (GO): glycosyltransferase activity
Source: RefSeq, a predicted model, not a curated record